AUACUUCCGCAAAGGAUGUAAAUGAGCGGUAUCAAUGAACACGAUUGGACUUGAUUGCUCGAGUAGGAUGGACUAAGAGACAAGUGAAAGCUUGAUGUCGCCAAGGAGUAGGAUGAUGAUGAUGUUGAUGAUGUUCUGUUCCUUCCUCUCACCAACAGCGAACUUGCCCAGCCUUAUAUGCAUCCAACCUCCGUCUCAGACCGGGCAGGUAUGCAGCCCAUCUGCAGGACGGGGAACAUCACAGUUGGAAAACUCAGCACUACAGCAAAAAGAAAACAAACACGGCAUCCAUGCUGUAAGCUGUAAGCCUGCAGGGCCGGGUGAGCCCCAGAGCCUCCGACUCUUCGCUCUUCCAAAUUUCUCGCUCGAAUGGGUGCGUUGAAGCGAAUAUCGAAACCAACAACGAAAGGCACAACGUUGGU
This is a messenger RNA of Colletotrichum godetiae, 422 nucleotides long. RefSeq lists its product as uncharacterized. NCBI's taxonomy places the organism in Eukaryota, Fungi, Ascomycota, Sordariomycetes, Glomerellales, Glomerellaceae. The coding region runs from base 95 to 382 and encodes 95 amino acids. The record is from RefSeq and is a predicted model, not a curated record. The transcript has a single exon.